Molecule: messenger RNA, 2450 nt
Organism: Mauremys mutica (yellowpond turtle)
Lineage: Eukaryota; Metazoa; Chordata; Testudines; Geoemydidae
Gene: OTUD5
Product: OTU deubiquitinase 5
Exons: 9
Coding region: 184-1302 (372 amino acids)
Biological process (GO): protein deubiquitination
Molecular function (GO): cysteine-type deubiquitinase activity; K63-linked deubiquitinase activity
Source: RefSeq, a predicted model, not a curated record
GCCCCGCUGCUCGGGGCGGGCGAGGCCCGGGGCGGGGGCUGCUGCUCGGGGCCGGGGCACAGCAAGCGGCGGCGGCAGGGGGGGCCCGGCCCGGGCAGCAGCCCCGAGCGGGACGAGGCCGGUGGCGGCGCCGGCUGUAACAGCGAGGACGAGUACGAGACGGCGGCGGCCCGCGGGGAGAGCAUGGACCCGGCCACCGUGGAGCAGCAGGAGAACAGGUUUGAGAAGUCGCUGCGGGAGAAGAAAGGUUUCAUCAUCAAGCAGAUGAAGGAGGACGGGGCUUGUUUAUUCCGGGCUGUGGCUGACCAGGUCUAUGGAGACCAGGACAUGCACGAAGUGGUCCGGAAGCACUGUAUGGACUACCUGAUGAAGAACGCCGAUUACUUCUCCAACUACGUGACUGAAGAUUUCACCACCUACAUCAACCGGAAGCGGAAAAACAAUUGCCACGGCAACCACAUUGAGAUGCAGGCCAUGGCGGAGAUGUACAACCGGCCUGUGGAGGUGUAUCAGUACGGCACAGAGCCCAUCAACACCUUCCACGGCAUCCAGCAGAACGAGGACGAGCCCAUCCGGGUCUCCUACCACCGCAACAUCCACUACAACUCCGUGGUGAACCCCAACAAGGCCACCAUCGGCGUGGGGCUGGGGCUGCCUUCCUUCAAGCCAGGGUACGCGGAGCAGUCGCUGAUGAAAAGCGCCAUCAAGACGUCGGAGGAGUCGUGGAUCGAGCAGCAGAUGCUGGAGGACAAGAAGCGAGCGACCGACUGGGAGGCCACGAACGAGGCCAUCGAGGAGCAGGUGGCCCGAGAGUCCUACCUGCAGUGGCUGCGGGACCAGGAGAAACAAGCCCGACAGCCCCGGAAAGCCAGCGCCACCUGCAGCUCGGCCACGGCGGCGGCGACCAGCGGGCUGGAGGACUGGAGCAGCCGCUCCCCGCGCCAGCGCAGCUCGGCCCCGUCCCCCGAGCACCCCGACCUGCACGGCGAGAUCACCGCCCUGAAACCGCCCUCGCCGGGCACCGCCGCCGCCCUGGCGCUGCCCAAGCCGCCCUCGCCCUGCGCGCCAGGCACAAGCAGUCAGUUAUCGGCAGGAGGCGGCCGAGCGACCCCACCCUUAGUGUCCUUGUACCCAGCCCUGGAGUGCCGGGCCAUCAUGCAGCAGAUGUCGCCUACCGCGUUCGGUCUGACGGACUGGGACGAGGACGAGAUCCUGGCGUCGGUGCUGGCGGUCUCGCAGCAGGAAUACCUGGAGAGCAUGAAGGGCUCCCUGCACAGAGACAGCCCCGCCGACAAGAGUUGAUAGUGAAGGGAGCCCCCCGGCCCCCCGGCCCCCCGGCGCCGCACGGCUGGACGGAAACGCAGACCAAGGACCUGGGGAGAAAACCCAAGCGGCCGCGUGUGGCGUCGUCCCUUCUGCCGCCAGCCGGGGGCGCUGCCGGACCCCCCGCGGCGCUGGACAGGAGCGAGGGAGCCUGGGAAAAUACCCACCGUCCUUUGCUGCAGGCCAACCGUCUCCCCCCGCCCCCACCGCUCUGGGCCGGGGGGCUGGAGGCCGCAGCUGGAGCCGCUCUCAGGCUGGAUUUGGGGGGGUCUGCGAAGGGGGCGUCGGUCGGGGGCCUCCCUCCCCUCCCGCUGGAUUGGGGGUCGCAGCAGCCGCCCCUUCGCGCUGGGACCCCCUGGGCGGCGGCGGCUCAGAGUGCCCAGCUGGGGCCUGCGAGGCUGUAUGGAAAGGGGGGAGCACGCCAUGGCCCCCCCAUACACCCCCCGAUCUUCCCCUAGAGUCCUGCCCCUGACCCCCCGGGGGGCAGCCCCCCAGCCGCACGCCCCCGAGGAACACCCCAAUCUGCCCCCUCCCUUGGGGAGCCACAGGCCCGGGGGGGGGCUGGUGCCCCUCGCGAGUGACCCCUCUGGCCUGCCCAGGCCCUAGAGCCGGUUUGACCAGCUGUGAAAAGACCCCCCCCCGGCCCUGCUGGGGGUCCCUGGGCCCCCUCCCAGCAGCAUCCACCUGCCCCCCAAGUCUGGGCACUGGCUGCUCUGCCGCACCUGGCCAGGCGCGGGGGGGGGGGGGGGGGGUUAAAGGCCCCCGGGGCACGGGAGCUGCUGGUUAAUUCCCCCCCCCAAGUGACACCCCACGCCAGGGUCUGAUAAAAACGGGGGCUGCUAGAGGGGGGGCCUCCGGACUGGGGGGCCCGAGACACAGGAUAAGGCCCCCUGUUGUGCUGCCCCAGAGCUGCUAUGGGGGGGGUCACCGGGCUGCCAGAGAUGGGGGCCCCGACCGGCCAGGUCCUGCCCAGGAGACAGACCCCCCCAGCGCACGUGCUGCCCCCAACACCACAUGGGAUCGGGGCCCGGUCGAGCCCCCCACGGCGCCCGGGGCACAGACGCAGCGAGAGACGGUCCCGGCCCCCCCAAAACAGCUUCCAACUUAAAGAAAUUGAAUUGAUUGUU